UAUAUAUCUCUGAUAGGGGCAGUAUAAAAUAUGAUAAUACAUAGUGUACCGAAAUGAUGUGUUGUGUAAAAGUUUAUUUGGUGGUUUAAUUUUAAUGAAUGUGAACUUAAAAUGUUAAUAUUAUUUUUCUCAGUUUUGGAUUGUUUAUUUGCAAUUGUUGGUUUUGUAGCAUUUCUUAUUUUAAAGAAUACUCCGGCAUGCAUUUUAGGGUUAAUAUCAGUGUAUUCCAGUAUGAUAAGGGUCUUCCUACUAAUAUUAAAGAUUAAGAAAAGACUGAAUCAAUGGUAUGGACCAAGAGAGCUUGGAAAUUUAUCAUGGCUGGCCUAUGUUUUAUUAACUAUGUCAGUUUUAAGCCUAAUUUAUUUUACAUCCACUCAAAUUUUACUUAAAACGGCUGUGUUGCCAGUUUACUCUAGCCGUGUCCCUCCUAUAGUAUGGUCAUGUAUAGCUAUACAAAACAAUUUUCUUUUGUUUUAUUUGACAAUAAAAUUCAGAAAUGAAAUGGAAAAUCCUUUGGAGGAGCCACUGGUUGAAGAAACAUGAUUUCAACACCUCAUGCUAUGUUUAUUAAUAGAUCUGUAUAGGAAAAUUGUGCACCCUACGGGAUAGGCGAAAGUUUAAAAAAAAUAUAUGGAUACUUUUUAAGAUAUAUUCG
Molecule: messenger RNA, 655 nt
Organism: Brassicogethes aeneus
Lineage: Eukaryota; Metazoa; Arthropoda; Insecta; Coleoptera; Nitidulidae
Source: the annotation of a GenBank genome assembly